CUGUGUCCUCAGGGAAGAACCCCACUGACGAGUACCUGGAGGGGAUGAUGAGCGAGGCGCCAGGGCCCAUCAACUUCACCAUGUUCCUCACCAUGUUCGGCGAGAAGCUGAACGGCACCGACCCCGAGGACGUGAUCCGCAACGCCUUCGCCUGCUUCGACGAGGAGGCCUCAGGCUCCAUCCACGAGGACCACCUGCGUGAGCUGCUGACCACCAUGGGGGACAGGUUCACCGACGAGGAGGUGGAUGAGAUGUACCGGGAGGCGCCCAUCGACAAACAGGGCAACUUCAACUACGUGGAGUUCACUCGCAUCCUGAAGCACGGCGCCAAGGACAAGGACGAUUAGAGCCCGCGGCCACUGACCCCUUGUGCCCAUGCCCUGCACAUCCCCCGCCCCCUGGCCCCCCUUGCUGCCCCACAGCAGACUCCUCCCACGGAAACACCUCCCAGGACCAUCACCCUGCACCAGGACACGCUUGGACGGGCGCACUCCCAUCGCUGUGCUGCCGUGUGCCCAUCCAGCCUUCCCCUCCCAUCACCUCUGCCACACACUGGGCGCCCCAGCCUUGCUGUGACCUCCUCUCAAAGCCACCAUGCCACUGGUCCCGGGGCUGGGGCGAGCAUCCCCUGCUGCCCUGCAGGGAUCUGUCUGGGGCCAGCCUGAGCAAGCCCCAUUCAGGGCCACAGCACAGAGGAAAAGCCUCUCUCCCUCUCCUCCCACACUCCCCCCUCAGGAAAGAACCCCCACUUUGUCCCUCCUCCCUGGCUGCUUUAUGGCUUUAGAGCCUGAGAUCUGGGGGAUUCAGGAAGCUGGAGGGUGUAUAAAGGCUGAUGGGUGUGA
Zonotrichia leucophrys gambelii is the source of this 842-nucleotide messenger RNA. Its product is annotated as myosin regulatory light polypeptide 9-like. The record is from RefSeq and is a predicted model, not a curated record. Gene Ontology annotation, cellular component: stress fiber; cytoplasm; myofibril. Bases 45 to 347 code for a protein of 100 amino acids. Lineage: Eukaryota; Metazoa; Chordata; Aves; Passeriformes; Passerellidae. The transcript is spliced from 2 exons. Gene Ontology annotation, biological process: platelet aggregation; myofibril assembly. Gene Ontology annotation, molecular function: calcium ion binding.